AUGGUUCACCGUUGUGUUGUGUGUAAAGCACAUGAUAAUCCAAAAACUGGUGACAUGACUCUGUCAUUCCAUUUGUUUCCAAGAGAUGUUACAUUACGGCAAAAAUGGAUGGACAGUCUAGGACUCACUUCCGUGUCUAAUUGGCACCAGUUAUGUUCGAAACAUUUUGAUAUAAAUUGUUUCAAAAACAUAAAUGGUUACAAACGUAAACUAUGGCCUACUGCUGUACCAAGUUCAUGUACCACUCAAUUUGAAGUAGUACAUCAGAUUGGUUCACCUGAUACCAUAAAUGUAGCAGAUAGCAUUGAAAAUAAUGAAAAUCCAGAAGCAAAUAUAAGUUCAUGCACUACUCAAUUCGAAGUAGUACAUCAGAUUUGUACACCUGGUGCCACAAAUGUAGAAAAACUCAUUGAAAAUAAUGAAAAUCCAGAAGAACAUAACAUAACUAUUUUGGACACUUCUUUCAACAAAAGUUUUUCUGAUUGCUCUGUGAUUGCAACACCAACCAAAAAAAGAAAAAUUUUGAAUAGCACACGGGUUGGUGACUUGUCUAUUGAGAAUUUUUCAACACCAAAAAGGGCGAAGAAACAUUUAAAUGUUAUCAAAUCUACAAUAUCAAGUUUACGACGCAAAAAUAAAUUGUUAAAUCAAAAAAACAGAAGGCUCCAACAAAAAGUAUAUUCAUUUAAUGGAUUACUUAAUGUGUUAAAAAAAAAAAGUCUAAUUUCCGAAAUUGCUGCUGAUAAUUUAAAGGCAUUAGGGUCUGAUGUCUUGGAGAAAUUAGUUAAAAAUGGAUUAUCUGGGAGUAAACAAUGUUGUUAUUCAAAAGAACUAAAGCAGUUCUCUGUUACAUUACAAUAUUACUCACCAAAAGCUUAUUUAUAUGUUAGAAAAACUUUUAAUAAUCUACUUCCUAAUCCUCGUACAUUGCGUAGAUGGUAUAUGGUAGUGGAUGGAAAUCCAGGAUUUACUAUGGAAUCUUUUGAAUCAAUUUCUAAGAUGGCUAAAGACCGUUCUAUUUGUUGUAAUCUUGUAAUUGAUGAGAUGUGUAUACGACGACACGUAGAAAUGGAUAGUCAACGUAAGAUACAUGGUUAUAUUAAUAUGGGCGCUGAAUAUUCAUAUGACAAUGACAAUAUACCUGAAGCUAAAAAUGCUUUGGUAUUUCUUGUAGUCGGUAUCAACGGAUACUGGAAAAUGCCCAUUGCUUAUUUCUUGAUUGAUGGUUUAAGUGGUAAGGAACGGGCAAAUUUGCUAAAGAAGGCUAUUGAACUCUUAUGUGAAACUGGUGUGACAUUAUGCUCAGUUACUUUUGAUGGUGCAAAAGUUAAUUUAAAAAUGUGCACAGAAUUAGGAGCAAGUUUUAGUAUAGAAAAUCCAAGACCAUAUUUACUUAAUGAUAAACAAGAUAAAUUGUUUUGUUUUUAUGACCCUGCGCAUAUGUUAAAAUUAAUAAGAAAUGCUUGGAAUAACAGAAAUAUUAUUAAGAAUUCUAAAGGGGAAGAAAUAAAUUGGAAAUAUGUUAAAAAACUUUAUGAACUUGAGCAAAAAGAAGGGUUACGCCUAGGAACUAAACUUACAAAGCGACAUAUUAAUUUUCAUAAUGAAAUUAUGAAUGUUAGAUUAGCUGCCCAAACCCUUAGUAAUAGCGUAGCAGAUGCAUUGACCUACCUAUCGCAAAAUAAUGAUGAAUUUACUAAAGCAGGACCAACGUCAGAGUUUAUAAAAUAUAUUAAUAAUGCCUUUGACAUUCUUAAUAGCAGGAACAAAUUUUCUACAAAACCUUAUGGCAAAGCAAUAUCAGAUGAAACAAUACCAUUUUAUACAGAUUUUAUAAACAAAUUUAUAAUAUACAUUAAGGGAUUAGAAUUUUCUGAUGGAAAAAAAAUUAUCAAUUCUAAUAGAAAUACUGGUUUUGUUGGUAUGAUAAUGUCACUUACAAAUGCAGUCGAAAUGUUUAGCGAUUUACGAUCAAAGGGAAAAAUAAAUUAUUUAAUCACCUAUAAAAUAAGUCAAGAUCAUAUAGAAACUACAUUCAGUGCUAUCAGAAGUAGACUAGGCUACAACAACAAUCCAACAUGCAAACAAUUUAAAGCUGCAUACAAACGCAUAUUAGUGCACAAUGAAAUAGUUGGGUCUGAAUUUGGCAACUGUUCUAUAUUGGAUAACACUAAAAUGUUAACAGUUAAUUCAUGUGUAGAGGAGAAGCAAAUUAAUGAUACUUGUAAACCAGAGGUUCAUCUUUUGGACCAUGAUUACUUUGAAUCUUAUAUGAAUAUUUCAAAAUAUGUUGGGGAUACUUCACAGUAUAUUGCUGGAUUUGUAAUAAAAAAAAUAUUAAAAUCUAUUACUUGUUCUAUGUGUCAAGCUUCAUUAAUCACCAAUAAUUCAAAUUAUAACAGAAACACUUUAAUCAGUAUAAAAAAUCGUGGUAGUUUAAUUUUCCCCAGUAAAAGUGUUGUACUAGUCUGUCAAGAAACAGAAAGAUUAAUUCGAAGCUAUCCACCCACUUAUUUCAACAGUAAUAAAAACAAAUUAUAUUUGUUGGUUAAAAUUAAACAGAAUUUGUACAAAUAUAAUAGAGAACUUUUUUCAAACUGCCCUGAUCAAGAAUCAUUUUUAGAUACACACAAGGACCAAAUUAUAAAGUUAAUUGUUUUUAAAUAUGUAGACAUUCGUGUAUUUCAUGAAGUUCGAAAAGUGAAUGACACAAAUAUAAAAUCAGGCCGUUCUAGAGCUAAAUUUACAAAAAUGGUACUCUUCAAUCAUGAAUAA
Molecule: messenger RNA, 2775 nt
Organism: Macrosiphum euphorbiae (potato aphid)
Lineage: Eukaryota; Metazoa; Arthropoda; Insecta; Hemiptera; Aphididae
Source: the annotation of a GenBank genome assembly